AUGGAGUAUUAUCUAUUUCAAAAUGUUCCCUGCCUGGGGCCAAUGUACUUCUUCAUUUUCCUUUCCCCCCAUCUCGAUGACUACUUUAUAAUCGUAUUUCUUCAUGCCUUCAGCAAAUUGUCUCUUCAUUAUCUAUCUAUCUAUCUAUCUAUCUAUCUAUCUAUCUAUCUAUCUAUAUUAUUCUAUUCAUAUCUAUCCUAUUCUAUUCAUAUCUAUCUAUCUAUCUAUCUAUCUAUCUAUCUUAUUCUAUUCAUAUCUAUCCUUUCUAUUCAUAUCUAUCUAUCUAUCUAUCUAUCUAUCUAUCUAUCUUAUUCUAUUCAUAUCUAUCUUAUCCUAUUAAUAUCUAUCUAUCUAUCUAUCUAUCUAUCUAUCUAUCUAUCUAUCUAUCUAUCUAUCUAUCUUAUUCUAUUCAUAUCUAUCCUUUCUAUUCAUAUCUACCUAUCUAUCUAUCUAUUUUAUUCUAUUCAUAUCAAUCUUAUUCUAUUCAUAUCUAUCUAUCUUAUUCUAUUCAUAUCUAUCUAUCUAUCUAUCUAUCUAUCUAUCUAUCUAUCUUAUUCUAUUCAUAUCUAUCUUAUUCUAUUCAUAUCUAACUAUCUAUCUAUCUUAUUCUAUUCAUAUCUAUCUUAUUCUAUUCAUAUCUAA
Messenger RNA from Acanthosepion pharaonis, 642 nucleotides. Lineage: Eukaryota; Metazoa; Mollusca; Cephalopoda; Sepiida; Sepiidae. The record is from the annotation of a GenBank genome assembly.